Molecule: messenger RNA, 884 nt
Organism: Colletes gigas
Lineage: Eukaryota; Metazoa; Arthropoda; Insecta; Hymenoptera; Colletidae
Exons: 3
Coding region: 81-416 (111 amino acids)
Source: RefSeq, a predicted model, not a curated record
UCAAACGCUAUUUUUAAUUUACUUACAUUCGACAUUUUACACGAUCGUUCUCGUCAAAUAAAACCUAAAUUGCAAACACCAUGGGACGUAAAAAAUGUGAAGUUAUGGGAUGUACACUGGAGAGCACGAGGCUUCGAGCAUUUCCCAACAUCGUGACAGAAAGGGAACGUUGUUUAAAAUGGAUAGAGGCAUGCGGCAAUCCAGAAUUGUUGUGCAAGAAUGUAUAUAAGGACAAGAAAAUUUGUGACGAGCAUUUCGAAAGUCGCUUUAAAUUACAAAGCCAUUUAAGCAAAUCGGCUGUACCUACUCUUCAUCUACCAGAAUACAGAGAUUUGAGCAUUUUACAACAGAGAACAAUUGAAACAACAGAGACAGUGGUAGUUAUGAAUACAGAAGUACAUACUGGCCUCAGCUGACCAUUGCUGACCACUCCUGAUACUUUUGACAAUGUGUAAUGAUUGCUACUGACUGUUGCCAGCAUCUGCUGAUCUCUGCCUGCAUGUGUUGGUCUUUGCUUGCCUCUACUGGUCUCCACUUGCUUCUGCUGACCACUGCUUGCCAUUUCUAAUACUUCCGACAACGUAAAAAGAUUAUUAUUUGCUACUGCUUGCCUCUGCUGACCUCUGCCAGCAUGUGCGGGUCUCUGCUUGCCUCUGCUGGCCUCUGCUGACCUAUCCUGACCUAUCCUGACCUAUCCUGACCACUGCUGACAACUCCUGAUACUUAUGACAACAUAUAACGAUUACUACUGGCUGCUGCCACCCUCCGCUGGCCUUUGCUCACCGCUACUGCCACCCACCGCUACUGCCACCCACCGCUGGCCUCUGCUCACGGCUGCUGACCACUCCCGAUACUUCUGACAACGCAUAACGAUUACGACUGGC